Molecule: messenger RNA, 1378 nt
Organism: Pieris brassicae (large cabbage white)
Lineage: Eukaryota; Metazoa; Arthropoda; Insecta; Lepidoptera; Pieridae
Exons: 2
Coding region: 266-1360 (364 amino acids)
Source: RefSeq, a predicted model, not a curated record
AGAUAAUUAAUUAAAUAAUAAAUUAAAUAAAACACCAUUUACCGGUGAGUGAGUGAGAACAUAUUGGCAAUCGAGCCUAAAUCUAACAUUGAACAUUACCUAUGUUUUUUUUAUAAAUCCAUAGAUCCUCUAAAAAUACUUCCGUCACCUUUUCUGCUUGUAAAUUAUACGUCAUACGAAACAUACUGUCAAAACAUGCAAAAUAUUAUAAAAAUCAACAGAAAAUUGCAAUCUUAAAAGUUUCACAAAUGGAUUAAGAAAUGAAAUGCCAACUUGCAGCCAAAACAAGAAAUGCACACAUAAUAGAAUAAAAUGUCACAGAGUUCCGAUCUCACCACGUCCCUGUAUUGACAGCCACAGAAUACCACAUUUUAACCCACAAUUUUGCUCUCCAAGAUGCCAUAACCCUUUCAUACAUCCCCAUUAUCCAAAUCCCGCUCAUUGUAUGGCAUCAGUCAAAAAGUGUCACAACUGUUCAGAUGAAUCAGAGGAUGAAGAAGCAAAAGAAAACGUAGAGAUAAUACAAUGCCCAUAUACUGCUUCCACGCAGGUCGUGGAUGGUCAAGACGGAAAUACUAAACUUAAAACCUGCUGUGUCCGUAACGCCGAUUCCAAAGGGUCUCCACAAAUUUUGCCUCCAGGAUUCAAAGCUCAUAUAUCCGUUGAUAUAGCUGACCCACAAUCUUCAGUAACACAGAGGCCAGAAGUGUGCUGCCGCGCUAAAAAAAGCUUGGAAAACGUGUCCAACCAGAAGCAAUCCCCUAAAGAGACUUCAACGCCCAAAUCAAACGAACAGGAUUCAAAAAAUCCUGAAAUAUGUUGCGCAAGAUCUAAAAAAAAAUUCCAAGCAAUUGAAGCACAAUCUAAAGUAUCAGCUCAAAGUUUUAUUAAACACGAUACUGAUUCAACUGUAAUCAAGCAUAUUGAUAGUGAAGCUUUGUCACUACAAAGCGUAGAAUCAGACGAUAAUGUAUCUGAAAAGCCAUGCUGUGCUAGUGCCUAUCCUAGAAUCAAAACAGAACCAAUUUUGCCACCAAAAGGUAUCAGUGGAACCUCUAGACCGGGCUACGUUGUGAAUAAAGAGAACCCGGAUCCAAUACCAAAAGAAAUACCAUCGGAAUGUAUGACUGACGGUGGAUGCAUUCAUGGCAUUUCCAGCAUAAUGCCAAAUGCGAAACAAAAGAAGGAAAGCACUUGUCUUUGUGGUGCAAAAAGUAAAAAGGAAUCUCAUGUGUGUGAUGCAAGCAAACUUUUGACUGGUCAGAAGAGUUGCCCAUGUAGAUAUCCACCAGGUUACAGCCAGUUCAGCUGUUCUGGCAACAUUACCGGGGUAUGCAAGUGUAAUGGGGAAUUUAAAUAAAUAAACACAUAAAUGUAA